Messenger RNA from Sphaerodactylus townsendi, 2706 nucleotides. It is a transcript of the gene GCA, whose product is annotated as grancalcin. The transcript is spliced from 8 exons. Lineage: Eukaryota; Metazoa; Chordata; Lepidosauria; Squamata; Sphaerodactylidae. Bases 160 to 816 code for a protein of 218 amino acids. Gene Ontology annotation, molecular function: calcium ion binding. The record is from RefSeq and is a predicted model, not a curated record.
GGGACUUCCGCUUUUCGUCCGUUGAGCCCGGAAGGAGACGGCCUUUCCUCAGAGUCUGGUGGUCCCCGUGGAAGAUUUGGAGCUUUUCCCCAAUUCGAAUCCGGGCGACGGUUUCUUCCCUUCCCCCACCUCUUAACGGUCUUCUCCCCUAACGGCGAGAUGACGUACCCAGGGUUCGGAGCGUACGGUGCUUACCGUGGCCAGGUGCCAAUGCAAAUGGCCAUGGGCCAACCCGUGCCAGGAGGAGUACCAAGUAUGGCCCAUGCUGGAUCUUCUGGGUAUUCUGUUUAUUCUGGUGCCUACGCUGCUGCUGUUGAUCCUAUGUGGACAUUUUUCAGUGCAAUUUCUGGACAGGAUGGUGAAGUGGAUGCUGAAGAGCUACAGAGAUGUCUAACGCAGUCUGGAAUCACUGGAACUUACACUCCGUUCAGCUUGGAGACCUGCAGAAUUAUGAUAUCAAUGUUGGAUAGAGAUAAUACUGGGAAAAUGGGCUUCAAUGAAUUUAAAGAACUCUGGGCAGCUCUAAGUGCUUGGAAGCAAAACUUCAUGAUGAUUGAUCAGGACCGAAGUGGAACUGUAGAACUUCACGAAUUGACUCAAGUCAUCGUUGCUAUGGGUUAUAGGCUAAGUCCACAGACAUUGAUUUCGAUCGUCAAACGUUACAGCAAGAAUGGCAAAAUAUUUUUCGACGACUAUGUGGCUUGUUGUGUAAAGCUGCGGGCUUUGACAGAUUUCUUCAGGAGACGAGACAGCAUGCAACAGGGCAUUGUGAAUCUUGUAUACGAUGAUUUCUUGCAGUGCACUAUGGCUAUCUGAGUGCCAACCGUGGAAGAGAAUGCCAGAAUAUGACAACCUGUUUUGAGGAAACUAAUGGAUGCUGUGAAAAACCAGGCUGCCACUGACUUUUCCACGUUUCUGCCUGCUAAUGCAUAUCUUCUGUAUAAAUACCUUUGAUUUUUAGUGUGUAGUUCAACAAUAAAAAGUGUUCAUAUUUUACAGUAAUUCUUUAGAAGUGUGCCAUUCUUUAUGCAUAUUGAUGUUUGACUUUUUUAUAUUUUUUGGAUUAUGCUCUCAGGAUCAAUUAGAGAAGAAAACACAAUCAUGUCAAGGUUCUAAACAGGGUUCAGCUGUUCCUUCAAGUGCAAUGGCCCUGUUGUACGAAAUAGCCAUAAAAGCUGGCUGCUGAACAGCAGGUGUUGUAGUGUUAGGAUAUGGAAACAGUUUAUGCGGCACGGCUGUCAGAUUCUAAAGGUCUGAAGAAAACCUAUCUAGUUGAUGUCUGCAGCGCUAUCUUAAAACACGUGCUUUGAUUUGUUUCCUUCCGGAUGCUUCAUAGAUUUUACUCAAACACAGCCUGGCAGAAUCUGCUCAUGGUGAAAUUAUUUAAUGGUGGUUGAACAAAAUCUUUCUUAGAGCCAUUUUUUUAUCUUUUAAGAUCUAAUCUACUGAAGAGUUCAUGCGCCUCUGUAGGGCACCCACCGCUUUCCUUAAGUUUAAACCAUUUGAAAUUUUUCUAGAUGUGUAUAAACGGGAGAAAGGCUUCCUAAUUGACCCUUUAGUGGGCAUACUGUUUUCACAUGGAAUUCCAUCAUUAUCUUUGCAGCCCAGUAAACACAUGCCUGACUUGAUUAUCAAGGCCAGCACCAUACGUUCUCCCUGCACUGCUGCAUGAAAAUAGACACAUGUAGCUUGCUAGGGAAGCUCUUUGUUAUGUGAAGAAAGUUCCUCAUAUAGAUAUAGUGAUUUCAACAAGGCCUCUGAAAUCGUGCCAAGACAGCUCAGUCUUCUAGCAAUGCAUAAACUGGGCCCAAGGCAGUCCCUUUCACCAUUCAACUGUAAUUUAUAUACCUGAGUAGGAGUUGUGGAUUUCAGUGACAUGUCCAAGUGAAGAUAGCAGCCUGUGGCUAAUGGAUCGAUGAUGCUUAGUUACUGUCUAACUCUUCUAUGCUUACCUGAAAUGUGCUAACUCAACCUUAUUAGCCAUCACGUAGAUGCUUCUUAUUGACAAGGGGUUCUGCAACAGUAACCUUUGUGACAUGCACCUGUUUGCUUUACAGAGCCACUUGGCCAGGCACUAGUGGAAGAAGGUCGAGUUUGCAGCCUACCACUGCUGCAGUAGCCAGUGAGCCCACUUAAUUAGUGCAGCCCAGCACAGUGGUAUUUCUUUGUAUAUGUUAAAUUAGUGCUUGGAUCCACUUGCUUAAGCAAAGGUUGCCUUAAUUAGCUAUAGGGCCACAAAUUGCAGAUGACCCCCAUGUCAACUGAAAUGUCAAGGGUCAAUUUACCUGGCAGUAACAGUUAACUCCUCAUGCUAGUUAAGAUACCUUGUGUGGAAAUCUGUAAUGUAUGUAUACAAGUCUAUAUUGAUAUCGAAAUUCUGUGGGGGGGUUUUCUCCAUCACCCUGAAGAUUUGUAUCAGUAUCCUGGAUUCUCUUAUCAAAUGUCUUUCAGCACCUGUGACUUUUCCUUUUGCAGCUGCCAACAUGAGUCCUGCAUUUGCGAACAUUUGCAUGCAUAAUUUUGCUGUUCACAAUUGUCAAGUAAUGGUUGUAGAUGAUUUGGGGUCUGUGUAGAGACCUUCCUUAUUGUAUGAAAUUUCUGGAUUCUGUCCUAACUGUAUGAUUGCUCUUGUAAUAACUAUUUUCAUUAUCAUCCUGGCCAAUUGAAAAUAAACUUGGAGCUGGCUUUAUUACUCUUUCAUAGAAA